CACUGGACCAGAUCGGAGACAAGCACAGCGCGUUCCCAAUGCGCGUUCCCGUGCGCGUCCUCGAGCAGCGCGCGGCUGAGGAAGACGGAGCGCUCUCGGUGCGGGAGUGCGCUCGGCCAGGCUCAUCCGGAGUAGAACAUUAUAAACACAUUUAUAUUUAUGUAGAUAGAUAUAUAUAUAUAUUACAGCUGUGUAUUCAUGGAGGUGAACUAGAGAGGGGGAUUCGGGUUUUAUUUUAUUAUUUUUUUAUUUGUUUGUUUUGGAUUUGCUGAACGCAGUCUGCUAAAAUGGCUGAGAUCGCGAGUCUGAGCCCAACCUACGAGGUGUCCCCAGUCCUGGCGGGAUUUCUUGGUGCAGGAGUUCUCAUUGUCACAGUGACGGUGGCCAUUUUUCUGUGGACUUUCUGUCAGCGUCAGUAUCGCAGAAUGACAUUUAAGCUAAACAACGGCCCGUUCGACUCACCUACUGACCCGCCGCUAAAGUUUAUUCACAUGCUCAAGGGCAUCAGCAUCUACCCCGAGACCCUCAGCAACGCCAACAAGAUCAUACGAGCAGGCCGGAGGUCAUCAUCAUGGCAAAGGAGUCAAGAUUCUGACAUCGAGGGUCAUGCACAUUUGCAGAUGAACCACCUUGUACCCCCGAAGCUGGAGCGAGCACUUCCGAUUCGGGCCGAUUACUGUUGCUCUGAGAGCAGCAGCUGUGAAUCGGCCAGUAAGACCCCGACUCCGUUCAGCCUUGAGUCACCAUCAUUGGGCACCUUAGAUCUUGCCAUUGAUUACAACUUUCCCAAAAAGGCGCUGGUGGUGACAAUUGUGGGUGCACGAGAUCUCCCAGCUGUUAAUGAGCAGACAGGGAGCUCGGAUCCAUAUGUGAAGAUGAGCAUUUUGCCCGAGAAGAAGCACCAUGUAAAGACCCGAGUGAUGAGGAAGACCCUGGAGCCGUCAUUUGACGAGACGUUCACCUUCUAUGGCCUUUCAAUCAGCGACCUGGCUGACCUUACACUGCACUUCCUGGUGCUGAGCUUCGACCGGUUUGCCCGCGAUGACGUAAUCGGAGAGGCGCUAGUGUCGUUGUCAGGCGUUGAACUUAGCGCGGGCAAGGUGCACAUCAGCCAGCAGAUCACCAAGAGGAACGUACAGUGCGGGAGACGUGGUGAGCUGCUGGUGUCUCUGUCCUACCAUCCUGCCACACACAGACUCAACGUGGUGGUGCUCAAAGCCAAACACCUUCCCACCAUGGACAUCACCAGCCUGCCAGGCAAUCCGUACGUGAAGGUAAACGUGUUCUACGGGCGCAGACGCAUCGCUAAGAAGAAGACACACGUGAAGAAGUGCACCCUGGAGCCGGUCUUCAACGAGUCGUUUGUGUACGACGUUCCCGCCGAGCUCAUGGCCGACAUCUCCGUCGAGUUCCUUCUCAUCGACUUCGACCGCACCGCCAAGAACGCCGUGGUGGGACGCCUGGUGCUCGGAGGUCAGAGCCCGACGCCGUCGGGCGUCACACACUGGAGGGAGGUGUGCGACAACCCGCGGCGGCAGAUCGCCAAGUGGCACGACCUGUCCGAGUUCUAACAGUCCGCACCGCCCGGUCCCGCCACGAUAAAGAUAGCAACCCGUCUGUUACCCUUUUUCUCAUGUAGGUGUAUCCUAGCCUGAAUAUAUUCGCGUGUGUGAGACAGUGUGUGUGUGUGUGUGUGUGUGUGUGUGUGUGUGUGUGUGAGUGUAUGGCUGUCAGGAAGCGCCCUAAAGACCAUUACACAAGGCACGACUUUACUUGAACAGCUCCUGCGUUUCUUCGGAAGGAUCCUGCCUACGUACUGUAGACUCCAUCGUCCUGCAGUGUUUGUAAGAUAAGACUCGAGGACUCGAGGUCAACCAAGGUCCUUUAUCUGGACAAUUAAAGACUAAUCCGGUCUGUCUCUCUGAUAUAAUAUCAUUAUCGCUUGAUGACCCUGUGAGAAACCCUAAGGCAGUUAUUAUUAUUAUUAUUAUUAUUAACGAUUACAGUUUAACGUUAGCACACGCAUUUCUACUUUGGCGAAGAAGAUCCCGAAGACGUCAAAGCGUUCACAAUGAAAUAUUCCUUGGGUCGGAAGCCAAUGAAGAAGAAGCGACACCUUCCAGGAGCACGAAGGGACACGAAGGCAUAAUGUCUUCUGAACGACCGUUAUUCUAAUGAACGAAUCCGAACGCGUUAUUAUCAGCUCAUGAGUCGCUUAGCUUUUGUAUGGAUGUACAGUCCGCUAAUCGCCACAGAGAGUUCGCUUCAUUCACAUUCAGUAAAAAGCCCUUCUUCUGAUUACCUAGCGCUAACGCUAUUGCUAACGAGGAACGCUUAACCUUUAAAUCUUUAAGUUGACAGCGUUUACGAUUAUAGUUAUUUAUUUCUGAUUUGUCUGCAUUGAAUCCUGAAAGGAUUUUUUUUUUUUUUGAUAAUUUCAGUGUCACGACAAACUUUAGUGUUUUCCUAGUGAUAAAUAAACCACAGAGGCUGACUGAGAUCUGUAAGAACCGGUCCUGAUCCUGGACGUGUUCUGGGAUAUUUACUCGUAAAUUAUCCCACACACAGCAGGAAACGGUUUACUAAUACGCGUGCUGUUUGUUCUUGAUAGUUACACAGAUCUCCGAGAGACUUUUCAGAAGACAGGUUGGACAUCAGCAUGAUAUUAGAGCAAAGUAAAAGAGUGACACAUAUUUAUGAUGUAUGCCUCCGUUUUAAUGCUCUUAAAACAAAAACAGGAACGAAUGUGCUCUGAAAACGACAGUCAUAGUUUUCGGAAAGGUUGGGAUCGUUUAGAGAUAGCGAUCUUUGGGGGAAAAAGGGAUCAUAAAUUUUAUCUUAAAACAGACAGAAUGUGCUCAGAAUUCAAUUUUUCGAUAAACCCUUCCAGGUAUCAUCAUCAUCAUCCCAUGCAGUGAUCUCCAGGUUUAUUCAAUUAAAGGUGCUAACUUCUGCAUUGACUGCAUUGACUCCUCCAUGUCCAAGUCAAACCAGGACUUUUACAGAAUAACAGAACACAGUUAUGAGAGUUAAAACCCCCUCUUUAUUUCUCUAUAUAAUCCGCCCUGCUACACUAAUGCACUUAUUCCAGUAUUUCACUAGAGCUUGGACACCAUUAAGGUAGAAAAUAGAGAAAAAACAGAGCCAUGAUACGACUGCGUCUGAAACUCUGGCCUCCCAAGAACUCGUCUUGGUGCGUCUCAAGUUACCCGUUGAUUUUCAAGGAUCAGGGCUCUGAGUCAUUUCAGAGCAAGAAGUCUCAUCACCGUACCAUAAUUUAAUAAUAAUUAAUAAAAUCACGAGUCCUGGAUUGAUUUGAACGGCCUUCGUAUAUACUGAACAUUUUUCAACAGAAAUGCUUCAAACUGCAUAUUCAUCAAGGCAAACGUGUAAGAUGUGUUACUAGCUUUACUAAUUUACCUUGGCUAGCUAUUUAAGAGAUACCAGGAGGACGUGGGAGUGUUUUUAAUUGGCAUGCCCAUGAAAAUUUCCAACUCCUGGCAUUUUCAAGUGACAGUAAAGGUGUCGUUUUAGUGGAACCCUGGGCAUUUAUGGAGCUGCACAGCUUUUCAUACAUUGAAUCUGAAUAAAAAGGAAAGCUAUUAAAGAUUUGGAUUUUCUAAACAGUCGUACAGAUGCUCUGAAACUAGAUCCGGCUAAUUUGUGCUUCAUUAUUUAUUAAAAUUAAAAAGGAGUCAAAAUCCAGAGAAUCUAGGGCGCGUUCUUUCCGGGUUACGGACAGCCGUGUUGUACAUAGCGGGGUUUCCCCUCAAACCUUUCCGAAAUGUUGCUGUUAAUUAUGAACACGUGUGUAUUUUCACCGAACUCUUAAACCUCUUUGCCUGCUUUUCCUAUUAUUGCAAAAAAAAAAAAAAAACUGUACAAAGUGUAUCAUAAGAGGCUCACGAUUAUCUUUGUUUUUUGCUCAAAAACUCUACAUAUCUCUAGGGACUUCCCUCUUUUAAACCCGAACAACGAAUUUUUAACACACAAAACCCUUCCCAGAUAAAAACAUAAAUAACGAGUGAGGAAUACGCAGAUACUCGCACUUUAUGAUUUUGUUUCAUAAUUGUAGAAAAGAAAAAAAAUCUAUCUAUCUAUCUAUCUAUCUAUCUAUCUAUCUAUCUAUCUAUCUAUCUAUCUAUCUAUCUAUCUAUUUUUCUUUCUUUCUUUCUAUAUGAAAAGAACCAAAUAGCUGUGAUGUCAUUUUCGUCCCAUGUCAAAGAAUCAGACGGAAUCUAAUGUCCGUAUAAUCUUCACGUCCCUCAUCCAGGGCUCUGAUUGGCAGAAAAAACAAUUCCUCCCAGGAUUUCUAGCAGUGUGUGUGAUCAAUGCACGAGCAUUGACGUGCGAAAAGGUCUAAAUUGAUACGGUGUGACUUUGGGACAGUGUAGAUGAGAGGUGCUGCUCUUUCGCAGAACGGCACGAGACGAUCUGAUGCGCUAGAGUACGCGGCGCUGUUCUGAGCGCCGACUUUAAAUGCCUCUGAGUAAGCAUCGCCAGGGCUGAUUUAUAUUUUAUCAUUUAAAGAAAUACAGUGUAUGAGUGUCGAGACUCAAAUAAUCAGUAAUGAGUUGGUGCUGGUGGUGUGAAUCUCCGUGCAGCUCCUGCAACGAAUAUGCCGACACUAACGAUUUAAAAUCUAUUGAAGAAAAUCGGUUUAUUUGUAACUUUAAACAAGAACUAAUAUAGUUGCGAGCAACAAUGAGCGGGCCCAAGCAUCCUGAAUUUUGUGGGAGGACCCGACCCGUACACAAUGAUGUAAUAUUUUUUAUUUUUGUGCUGAUGUCAUAGUGCUCGGGCUCUUAAAAUGCAUUUCGCGAUGUUAUGGAGACACCACCAAGCGUAAAACUUUCCUGUUGAAGGAAAACAAAACGGUUAAAAAUGUUACAAAAUGUUAAACAGACAUCAUGUUUGAUCGUAUCGACGACCAUUCGGAUUAUUAUAAACUAGAUAAAACGGUCGAACUCCUCUUUAUACAUCUGUUUAAACUUCCUCCGUAUUUCUCUGUUCUGUAGUAAGGUGUUUUCCUUUUUUCUUCCUUCCUUCUUCUUUCCAAAGAAAUACAAAUCAGCCCUUUCAAGGUCUUGUGACAGGGGAACCCCAGCUUGCACAAUUACAUAAGCGGGUAAAGAAAGAAAUAUAAAAAAAUAUUCUAAUUAUAAUCUGAUUAUAUUAUUUCCAUGUCACACACACUCUUAUCCGGAUGACUGAAACCCUUUACAGAUACGACUGACCGUCCCAUUUUACACACACAUUAGUUUUUCAAAUAACCUUUUCUAAAUCUGUCCAUUGGCGUAUUUGUUCUUUUUGUCCUGUUCCCUUAGGAUUGUCUCAGACACGCUGAGUUUAACAGUGAUGAUGGUGAUGAAACACACCGUCUCCCACACAGAGACUCAAACAGAUGGGCUCAGUGAUAGUCAGAUCUAUGUGUGUGUGUGUGUGCGUGUGUGUGUGUGUGUUGGCAGGGAGGACAGGCAAAGUAGACGAGCAGGAGGCAGCUCAUAUCUGCAGUCUUAAUUAAUGAGAUGCGUGUUCAUGUUAAUCAAAUCGCUAACAGUCGGCUCGCUCGUACCUCUACGGCCGCGGUUUCAUUUCCCGCUCUGUUACUCCUCCAUCCGCGCGCACAGCCGGAAUUCAAACCGGGGGUUGACAGCUGACCUUUCGCAGAGAGACCAUGACUAGCCGGAACAGCUCAUGAGUAAAAUCAUCGAGUGUCUUAAUCCAAAGAUGGCUCCAGAAGUAUUGGCACCCUUUUACAGAAGGGAAGGAGCAGAAAUAAAUGUAAAAACUACGAACAUUUUUGUGGCUUACACAAAAUGUAAAAAUUAUCAGCAACAAUUUAAUAGCGUAUUGUUCGAACUAGCUAUCGAUAUACAGUAUUCUUACUUUAUAUCACGAUUGACCGUUCAGUCAGUUUGUUCAAUGCAUCAAAUGUGACAUUUUUAAUAGUAACUUUAGGCAGUGUAGAUUUUAUUCAUGAUAUUAUACAGUCCUACACAUAACUAAGGCUACAUUGACAUUAAAGCUACAUUGUUUGUUUUGGUCAGAUCGGAUUUGCAUGUCAUGACGGUUCACGGUUCAUGAUCACAAGUGACUUUGAAUCUGGUUCUAAUGUGGAUGUGCAUACUCACAUCGAUGUGUCACCAGGGUUACAACACCGACUCCCUUAUUUCAAACAAUGGAUGUGACUAUAGCAACAAAUACGCUCGGGGUUUUCCUCUGUAGGACGGCAAGCAGUUAGUCGGCUGAGAUGCAGAAGAAGGAAAAAAGCCGGCAGUCUCGUUUUAGCUGUUUUAGAAACUUUUGCUAGCGCUGCUCUGAAAUUCCCGUCCUGUCGGUGCUGACUGAUGACCUCAGAGAACGCCAUACGCAUGAGCAGAGAAUAACAAGUUGCAUGGAUCCCGUGCUCAUUCAAGUCAUAUGACCACAUAUUGGAUAUACAUAUAUAUCCAGUCUAGGAACAGAACACAAUCUUGAUUUGAGUCAUUUCAUGCUGGUAAUGUGAACGUAGUCCAAAAAAACCCCCAAAGUGAUACCAUGUCAUGAUGAUUUGAAGCAAGGAAAUACAAGUAGGCAAAAAAUUUAAGAAAUAAAAAUCUAACUGUGUAAAGAAGUACAAAAAGACUAGAGAAGCAAAUACUAACUGAAAGCGUAAACCAUAGUGCGUAGACCUUAAAAGCAGGAGGAAGUAGAUGUUGGACUGCAGAUGGUAACGUUUAAACCCCAGCACCACCAGGUUGCCACUGUUGGGCCCCUGAGCGAGGCCCUUAACCCUCAACUGCUCACAUGUAUAAUGAGAUAAAAAUGUAAGUCACUCUGGAUCAGGGUGUCUGCCAAAUGCUGUAAAUGUAAAUGAAAGCGGUUCUGUGUGACGCAUGUACUGUAAGCUUUAUAUGAGCAGUAUAAUUCAUGAUGUGGUUUAUUUUAGCCAAUAAAAACAGUAUCUAUGAUGCUAAUGGGGAGCAGCACAAAGAAACCAGUACUGUCUGAACGCUCAGAAUUAGAAAUGGAUGCAGAAUGAGUUCCAGUUAGUGAGUGGAGUUUAUUUCAGGGCUGUAAAAUGUAAAAGAAGAAUCAAAUAAUUAUCCCUCUCUGUAAAGGCUGUAAAGGGUUUCGGUCAUCCGCUUCAUUUUAAACGCCUCGUCAUGAUGAAUCCGGGCAACCUGAGUUGCCUCAAGAGCUUCCAAUACACCAGAAAUUAAAACUUUUUUAAAAUGAGAUGACAUACAGGAUGCACUGCUGCAACAUUUCUCUAAAAAAAAAAAAAAAAAAACUCUA
This is a messenger RNA of Clarias gariepinus (North African catfish), 7281 nucleotides long. RefSeq names its product synaptotagmin XIa (gene syt11a). Gene Ontology annotation, cellular component: membrane; axon; synapse. Lineage: Eukaryota; Metazoa; Chordata; Actinopteri; Siluriformes; Clariidae. Gene Ontology annotation, biological process: vesicle fusion; cellular response to calcium ion; regulation of calcium ion-dependent exocytosis. The coding region runs from base 288 to 1571 and encodes 427 amino acids. The transcript is spliced from 4 exons. Gene Ontology annotation, molecular function: SNARE binding; calcium ion binding; clathrin binding. The record is from RefSeq and is a predicted model, not a curated record.